Penicillium canescens is the source of this 438-nucleotide messenger RNA. RefSeq lists its product as uncharacterized. The transcript has 2 exons. Bases 1 to 438 code for a protein of 145 amino acids. Lineage: Eukaryota; Fungi; Ascomycota; Eurotiomycetes; Eurotiales; Aspergillaceae. The record is from RefSeq and is a predicted model, not a curated record.
AUGGGCAGCCGCACCCGUUGUAUGGCGGAUCCCUCUUUUAUCUCUUCUAAGUAUAAGGAGAGGAACAGGACUGGGUUCCAUUUUUACACGGGAGACCUCAUUGGAUAUAGUGGUGCCAUCCUGGCAAUCAUCAGCAUAGAUGAUUACCCAGAUGCGAUGUCCGAUGUGGUGGAUAGGCCAUCUCGCACCCAAGGCGUGGACUCUGCGGACCUAGCGAGUCUUUCUUUGAGGCUCGCUUUUGGCCCCAGCCCUAAUAAUGAAGAAAGACUGUCGUUUGAGCAAAUGAACGACGUUCAGCGGCAGAUUGUGACGAUUCUGGCGGAGCGGGACGACGAGACAUGGAAGUAUGAUGCUCUGGGGUCGACUCUCAGGGAAUGGAAUAUUCCGGUUGUCAGUCGAGAGGAGCUUCAGCGCUUUGCAGGAUUGCCAGCAGGCUGA